Messenger RNA from Fomitiporia mediterranea MF3/22, 1320 nucleotides. RefSeq lists its product as uncharacterized. The record is from RefSeq and is a predicted model, not a curated record. Lineage: Eukaryota; Fungi; Basidiomycota; Agaricomycetes; Hymenochaetales; Hymenochaetaceae. The annotation marks the transcript as partial. The transcript has a single exon.
UCAGAUUCUUUUUCUUCUAAUAUAGGGAUUCUUACAGGUGAUCCUGCAUCUCCUCACUUAUGGAAUAUUUUCUUCUCAGACUUAUACAUUCCUAGUCACCCAGCUGACAUCUCUCUAAAUAACUCUUAUAUUUCUCAUUUAGAACAAGCUGAUAAUAUUGUUAUUUUCUCUACUUCUCCUACUACCUUGCAAAUUAAACUAAAUAAUAUUAUUUCUUGGUGCUCAAAAAAUUUUCUUCAAAUCAACCACUCUAAAACUGUUGCUCAAGUAUUUGGUAAUACAACUAUAAAACCUACCUUCUCUAUUGAUUCAAACAUCUUAAACUAUGUUGACAAAUUCUUGUACUUAGGUAUAAUAUUUGACUCUUCACAAAAUAACAUUUUUCACUCUCACUACUCAAACAAAGCCUCAAAAGCAAGGUCUAUUACACACACUAUACUAGCCUUAGAAUCUCAUAUUAGUAUAAUCCCUCCUAAACAAGGAAUUCAACUCUAUUUUGCUAGAAUUGAUCCUCAUCUUAUUUAUACAUGUGAAUCUACUCCUGAUACUAAUAAAAAAUGUCUCUUCCUUCUACAAUCUGUACAACAUACUUUCCUUAGAAGACUAUUAGGUCUAAAUCCAAGGUCUCUUCUAACUCCUCUCUUUACAGAAACUGGCCUUCUUCCUAUACAAUUUAGACAAACAAUUCUUGUACUAAACUACCUAAUAUACUUACUACAAUUACCUCCCUCACACUUUGCUUUCUUUGCACUUCAAGAAUCUAUACAACUUUAUAACAACAAACAUUACUCUUGGUAUGGAGAUCUUCUUAUUAAUCUAUCAAACACUACUUCAGAUAAUACUUUACAAAUCCCAAACCUACAUACCUCUCAUAAAAUAGUUUCUCAAUUUAUUAAAACUGUUAAAAAAUCGUGUUACAACACCUUAAACAACUCUCUUCUAAGUUCUACUCAAACUACUCUUAUUAAAGACAGACAUGAAUUUAAUAAAAAAAACCAACCUAUUCUAAAAAUUAUUCACUUUAGACAUUAUCUUGGUGUCACAAUCCCUGAGCACAGAAUUGCUUUUACUAGACUUCUUCUUUCUGACUACAUACUUGCUCUUGUUCAGCUUGCUAGAACCACUUCUAACAGACAUGGUUCUAUACCUCAACACAAAAGACUUUGCAGAUUCAACUGUAAUAAAAUUGAAGAUCCUAUUUAUACUCUCUUUCAAUGUCAAAAUUCUGAAAUCUCUAAACUAAGACAAGAUUUCCUACUUUGUACUCCCUCUCCUCCACCCCUUCUAGAGGAGGAUUACUACUUAGCAUUGUUUUCUUAA